GCGAUUAGGAUUCCGUUUUCCUAAUCCCAUUACUAUUUCCAUGCUAAUCCUAUCAGACCAAAUUUGAACGGCAUCCGCCUCCCGUUUGAUUCCGAGCCUCGAGCAUUUUGAACAAUAUUUCCCUCCCCAAGCAGCAGCAGCAGCAGCAAGCUGAUCUCUGUACCCAUUCUCAGCGUAGCAAUCUAGCCGCUGUUCAGCAUUCAUCAUGACCCUCUCACUUCGUACAGGAGGUCUCAGAGCAGUCAGAGCUGCCAGCUCAGUGAGUACAUGACUCGUAUAUUCACCGUAGUCGGGAAUUUUUGGGGGACAAAAACGCUCAUUGAAUCAUUGUCGCAGAGACCUCUUCGAUCCACUCUCCCCUCUGUACGAUACCUUCAGACCGAUGCCGACAAGAGCGAGCCGAUAGGCGAACUUCCAAAGUCAAAGAGCGAGAAGUUCAAAGUCCGCCUGGACUCUGAAUCUUUCCACUCGUACCGUUGCGAUGUCCCUGCCGCCGAGUCUGAGACCUCCAAGGAAGAGAUGAUGGAGAUGUACAAGAACAUGACCACGAUGAGACGGAUGGAACAGGCUGCGGACGCACUGUAUAAACAAAAAUUGAUCCGUGGAUUCUGUCAUUUGGCCAUUGGACAAGAGGCCGUUUCGGUCGGUAUGGAGGCCGCCAUCACACCCGAUGACCGAGUCAUCACUGCCUAUCGAUGCCACACCUUUGCAGUCAUGAGAGGAGGUACUAUCAAAGGCGUCUUGGCGGAACUCAUGGGCCGUGUCGAUGGAAUGUCCUAUGGAAAGGGAGGAUCGAUGCACAUCUUUACCCCUUCUUUCUUUGGUGGUAACGGUAUUGUCGGAGCACAGGUCCCCGUCGGAGCCGGUGUCGCCCUCGCCCAAAAGUACCUGAAGAACAAGACGGUCACCUUUGCCCUGUACGGAGACGGAGCUUCCAACCAGGGUCAAGUCUUUGAAGCUUACAACAUGGCCAAAUUGUGGAACCUGCCGUGCGUGUUCGUCUGUGAGAACAAUAAAUACGGUAUGGGUACAUCGGCCGAACGAUCAUCGCAAAACACUGCUUUCUUUACCCGUGGAGACCAGAUCCCAGGUCUUCAAGUCAAUGGUAUGGACAUUCUGGCCGUCAAGCGAGCUUGCGAAUGGGCCAAAGAAUGGACCACCUCUGGCAAGGGCCCACUCGUCUUGGAAUUGGUCACUUACAGAUACGGUGGUCAUUCCAUGUCUGACCCCGGUACCACAUACCGAACCCGAGAGGAGAUUCAAGAAGUCCGAUCGUCUCGCGAUCCUAUUGCUGGACUGAAGCGGUACAUCAUGGACUGGGGAGUCGAGAGUGAAGCCAAGCUCAAGGCGAUCGACAAGGCUGCCAAGGAGGAAGUAGACAAGGCCGUCGAAGAAGCCAAGCAGAGCCCUUACCCUGACUUGAAGGAAUUCUGGACCGACAUCUACUACAAAGGCACCGAGCCGCCUUUCAUGCGUGGAAGAGAGAAGGAGGAAGUGCACCAUUAUUCCUCUUAAGGAUUCGAGAUAUAGAUCAUGCAUCAGGGU
Molecule: messenger RNA, 1545 nt
Organism: Kockovaella imperatae
Lineage: Eukaryota; Fungi; Basidiomycota; Tremellomycetes; Tremellales; Cuniculitremaceae
Product: pyruvate dehydrogenase e1 component alpha subunit mitochondrial precursor
Exons: 8
Coding region: 268-1515 (415 amino acids)
Biological process (GO): pyruvate decarboxylation to acetyl-CoA
Cellular component (GO): intracellular membrane-bounded organelle
Molecular function (GO): pyruvate dehydrogenase (acetyl-transferring) activity
Source: RefSeq, a predicted model, not a curated record